AGCGAGUUUCUAGGAUGCAUGUCCUUUCCUCUACAGACGUUGCUGCAGCAACCCGUUAACGGCUUCUACAAACUACAAUCGCAGGCAUGUCUAAAUAAUCCACAGCCGCCAGUGUCGUUGCAGUAUCCGGCCGUUGCUACACACGCGCCGCACACUCAAGGCCACACGCAACCAAUCUCGUGCCCAGCGCCACUCAAUCCCAAUCACACUCACGCCCAGCCGCAGCCACAGUCACAAUCGCAGCCGCCACCAAAACCCCAAGUCCAACCCCAACCAUUUGUGCCACAGACGCGUGUCGUCACCGCCACAUCUACAAUGACCUCAACACUGACGCGCCAGAAAAGCGAGGAGGACGUCGUAAGCAUCGACAGCAUGGCUCAGGCGACUGGCGGCGGCAACAUCGAACAUCCGAUGACACUGAGCCGGAAGGCUUUGCAUCAGCGCGACGCCGAUGAGAAUUUAUUUUUGCGUUUCCUCGAAUUGGAUCCGCCCACUGAGACGACAGCGCCCGCAAACGCCGCCAAUGCCACACCAAACGCCUCAGGUGCACGGCGUCUAUCUGCUGCCAGCAAGCCAGUCGGUCGCACACCUUUCACCAUGACCAAGAAGCUGACACGCACUGCCGAACGAGGCUUUGGCUUCUCCAUUGUGUGGACACAUCCACCGCGCGUCGAGAAGAUUGAGCCCGGACUGUCGGCCGACCGUGCCGGCAUACAGCCCGGCGACUAUGUGAUUUUCGUAGACAAGCAGAAUGUGGUGACGAUGCCCGAAGCGGAUGUGUUAAAUUUAAUACGCUCACAGGGCUCCACCUUAACGCUGGAGGUGUUCAGAAGAUCGGGACCCACUGGUGGUGGUGUUGGACUCGGUUCUAUGCCGCCAGCGCUCAGUGUUGGCAGUCGUGGGCAUCCAGCGGCGCCGGUCAUGAAUGGCAAAACUACAUCAACUACACGCCUAGCCAGUGGCAUAAGCGAUGAACAACAGUCAAUAGCGGGUGGUACAGCGCCAUCAGUGCGACGCGUUGGCGUGGCAAGCGCAGCACCAACGGUGGCUGUGGGGCCGUCAGCAGGGGCCUCCACAAUGAAUGUUCGUCCGUCCACAGCCUGUUCAGUCGGCACCACCUCGUCCAUUGAGGCGGCGAAGAGGCGACUGCACCUGCCGCAGGUCACCUUCAGUAAGGAGUCCAUCGGGCCCAUCACCGACAAUCGUCGUCGCUUGCUGCUACAGCUGAUUAGCCGCGAACAGAAUUUCAUCGCGGCGCUGCAUUUCGGCAUGCAGCGAUUCGUGCAGCCGUUGCAGGAGCGAAAAGAUCUCAUCUCGCCAAGCGAUCAUCGCACACUCUUCCAGAAUAUCGAUGAGCUGGUGCGCAUCUCCGAGGAUAUUUUAGAGCAGCUGUGCAACGAUGACCAGGAGCCACAGAUGAACUUCGCCUCACGCGUCUAUCUCUCGAAAACCACAGCAAUCUGCGCGGCCUACAAGAAGUAUUGCAAUGGCAUUAAGCGAGCCGAUUGUGUGCUGGUCAAUAAGUCUCGGCAGAUGGGCUCUGAGUUUGUUGCCUUCAUAACCGAACCGCAAGUGCCACGCAAGCGCCCCGAUCUCACCAUGUUCAUUCACAGGCCUUUACAGCAUUUCCGCGAAAUAUUGAAACUAAUGCAGCUACUCGCUUCUAACUGUCACGUCGACACGGAGGAGCACAAGAACUUUACCACUGUUAUUUCGGAACUACAGGCCGCUUAUCGUGAGAUAACCGUUAGCAGUGGCUUGAUGGAGCCGCUGGGCGAGGGUCGACCUUUGCUCACGUUGCAAGAUCUCGAGUCCCGCAUGGUCUUCACGAAGUGCAAGCCAUUCACGCUAGCCGUUCAGGGACGCCAGUGGAUUUUUGGCGGCGACCUGUCACGCGUGGAAGGCCGCUCCGUGAAACCUUACUGGACCUUGCUCUUUAGUGACAUCAUCGUAUUUGCAAAGGUCAGCCGAGAUCGCGUGCUGUUCAUAACCGAGGAGCCCAUUCCAAUCGCCAAUAUUGUAGAUUCAUGCUUUCACAUGCGCAAGAAAACCACAGAGUUUCGACUUACAGUGGAUCCCAACGGACGCUUAGCCGAAAGUCCAACGGGCUAUUGUGCACCAGAUUUGACCCGCACACCAAAGAAGAGUGCUCGUCGCAAGAGCCUCUUGCUCCGCGCGCCCUCUUUAGAACUAAAAGCUGUCUGGCAGAAUCUUUUGCAACGUCAAAUUUUCCUGGUGAAUGCCGCGCUUGGCUCAACGCCACUCUCCAGUCCACUAGAUUCUCCCGAUGUGCUCAACACUUUGGUGCCCCUUAGUGAUAUUGGCAUCGCGUCCGCAUCCAUAGGCUCGGUGAAACACUUAUCCAUGGACAGCAUCAACGCGAAGAACAGCCAGCAACAGGUGCGUUUAUUCCGCCAUGAUGGUCAACUGGCCACUGGCGAUUCCUUUGAGAACCUACAGCGUCUCGCAAGUACACUGGUCGCCUCGCGCUGCAGCACACGCAUGACCCAAACCACGCACACCGCUUCCUGCUCUUCUCAAACAGCAUCGCCGGCGCGCCACACACUUACAGGUUGCCUUGGGAGUGGUAGUGGCGGCGGUGGUGGCAUCGCCGGCAUUGGUGGUCUCACAGACAGCGCCCCUUCCUUGCGCUCACUAACACUCACGCGCCGCCACUUGAUCGCCCAGCAGCUGGACGCACGCCCUCUGGCCUCUGCACGCGCCUAUAACUCAAGUGCGAACAACUCCAGUACUUGGCUCAGCCUCAGCGGCAGCAGUCUUAACACGCAGACGAUCUGUUCGGGCGAACAUUUGCCCUCCUGCAAAUGCCUCACCGCCAUUCCAGAAGUGGCGUGCGAAGCCAGCGGUGCAGAUGCCAAACAUGACAUCGACACAUUUUUCCUGCAACAACGUUGCGCCGACGGCGGUGAGCGGCUGCUUUUGAUCGACGGCCAGGGGCGUUACUGCGUCACCACAACGGCGAAAACCAGCGGACGCUCAAGUCGUCGGAGUGACAGUACGCUGCAAGCGACGCCAGCGCGUAGUGUGCGCAGCGCCGCGACGGCCACCACCGCCAGCCGACCACCCAAAUUACUUGAGUUCUCACUUAGCUCUGUGGGUCGCUCCUUCAUCGAUGAGAGCGAUGUAGUACAGCCGACCGACUCCCACAACCAUUCACUGACGACACCCGACACGCCCACACCGAACAUUUCGCCCUCCUCGCAGCCGUGUAACUCUGAUGCAUUCUCCAACGAUUUCGUGCCCUCGCAGAAUAUUAAAACACAGGAUCACGACAAACCCAGCAAAGCAGGCACUAACGCCAACUCAGAUGUCAAAUUGAAUCAAUCCGUAAACGUCAACAUCAACGGAAAAUUGGAGAAGGAGAAAAAACGGACGAACUCUCUCUCCGCCAAGGACAUACCACUGGCCGCCUUUGGUGGCUCGUGGGAUUUGAUAGAAUUGGACAUGAACCUGCAGGAUGUGAAUAUUGAUCCAUCCUACGAUACAGAUGUGGAGGAAUGCAUUUUCAUGGGCGACGAGCACGAAGUGGACGAAGACGAUGAGAUCGAUGUGAGCGUGGUCGUGGACGACCCCUUUGGCGUAUUGCCAACAAAGCCAACCCCACCGGACUCGCUGGAUCUGUGAUUUGACUUUUGGCUGGAGGAAGCAUAUGUUUGCGACGAUGACGACGAUAUGGACGUAACGGAGGGUAACGGAGACGACGAAGACUUUGCGUGCCAAAUUGAAUACCAAGUUUUAAGCAACUGAGUUUAUUAACGUUGAGUAGAAACACAGCCAAUGAGGGCGAAUUGCGACAGACUAACGACAUACAUACAUACAUACAUAGGCGUACAGACUGAUCAUUUAUAUGCGUGUAUUAAUUAGACUUUUGGCAACUGUGAGCUUAUCCUGAGGUUGUUUUUCUCUUAGUUACUUAUUUUUUUCGAAACUUUCAUCUAAAACUAAGUAAAAUCUAUACAAUUUUAAACUAAGGGUAAGGCAUAGAAUACGCUUUUGUAAUGGUAAACACCACCCACCGGCACAGCUGACAGGUUUUUUGCACGGAUCGCUUUCGAUCCAGCAAUUGCUUGCACUCAAUCGCACAGCUACACUACCCCUACAUAAUCCAGCUACUGUUUUUUGUCCUUGUUAUCGUUGUUGUUGUUGUUGGUAUUGUGCCCCUAACCACCCAACCGGUCUCAACAUUGACAGGUGCGUCGUUGCGGUCAGCGCGUGUGUGCAGCGUUGUGCUGUGCGCGACCUCCACCCCCACCCCCACAACCAUCAAUACCAAGCGGAGUUGUACAGCCGGUUGUCAGUCGAACUCAGCCCCAACAAAAAGGAGUCGAAACCAAUUGCAAUUCAAAACUUAUGUAAUUUAUGGUUGUUUAGUACGUACAUAGGUCUCAAGUAGAGUAGAUAGUGGAGUGGAGUUUUACUUAGGAAGACAUAUUUAAUUAAAUAUUAAAUUUAUUGUUAUCGUAUUUAGUAUAACCACAAAGCUACAAAGUAGACAAAAAGCGCUUGAGACUUAUUUAUACGAGUAGCCUCAGCUUAAAUAUGGUUUCGGCUUAGUUACCUAUACACAAAAAUACAUACCUAUGUUCCGCGAUGCAUUUUCUACACUAAUAAGGCCAGAUUAGAUAAGCGUAUGCGCCUGCCUAAGGGCUGACUAAUGCUCGCCGCCAUUUCGUUCGAAAAAAAAAAAUGGAAAAUUGUUAAUGAUGGCUCAAAACUUGCAUGUCGACUAGAAAUAAAUGAUUUGAAAUCAUCACUUGUGAAUUAGAAAUAAGUAUAAAUCAGUCAUAUUAAUUUGAUGUAUUUACAAGUAGUUGAUUGAUUCAAAAACGGUUGUUUACUCACUAAGAGUUUUUGUAGUUACCGAAAAGAUAGAAGUGUGGAAAAUUUUUAAGCAUU
Rhagoletis zephyria (snowberry fruit fly) is the source of this 4917-nucleotide messenger RNA. RefSeq lists its product as uncharacterized. Gene Ontology annotation, cellular component: nucleus; plasma membrane. Lineage: Eukaryota; Metazoa; Arthropoda; Insecta; Diptera; Tephritidae. Gene Ontology annotation, molecular function: protein binding; guanyl-nucleotide exchange factor activity. The record is from RefSeq and is a predicted model, not a curated record.